Molecule: messenger RNA, 2677 nt
Organism: Schistocerca serialis cubense
Lineage: Eukaryota; Metazoa; Arthropoda; Insecta; Orthoptera; Acrididae
Exons: 8
Coding region: 35-2575 (846 amino acids)
Source: RefSeq, a predicted model, not a curated record
AACACACUUAUAUUCUCUUUCGGAGUAAUCCUUUAUGUUACUCAUAGACCACAGAUCCUGUGGAGAGGUGUCUGUCUCAGAGCUGCGGAAAGAAGUCAAAGGCACUAAUAUGGAUGACAAACUGCUUCCGAGAGAAGUGCCAGAGCCGACAAGGUUUCCAAGUAUCCUCUUCGAGCCAUGUGUGCCAGACGCAUCUCUAGUUUUUGGAUGUGGGCUGUUCGAAGCACCAAAGGCAUCUGCCAAAGUGAUGAAAACUCCACACGAAACUUCGAACACAGAAGAUAUUUUACGCUAUGGCAUACAAGAGAAAGCUGUCCCUUCAUGGAUAAAGGCAUACAAAGUGGAGACAAAUACAGUUGUUGAUCCCAGCAACUUUGAGCAGAGUGAUCACCAGCGCAUAUCAGCUGACUUCAGUGAGAGGAGACCAGAUUUCGAGGAGUUUGAAGAGCGAAGUGCUGAGAAUUUUUCGGGAAGGACCAGUUCAGGGCCCGUUGGGGCAGGGAAUAUGUGUGUGGGACAGAAGACGGGGGACGGAACUCGUAAAGCCGAUCGACUCGGGUAUAAGAACUCGGUUGCAGUGCAGGAAAUGAGAGAAAGAGGUGAGUCAUUUGGAAAAAGUACCACCGAUAAUUUCCUCGAUUCUGACACAGACCCGUUUGCAAAAAAAUACCAAUAUGGUCUCAAAAGGAGCAAAGUGACAAAUUCUCAGACUCGUGUUGAGAUGUCGGAUCGGCACUAUGCUGAGCUCCAGGAAGGCACUGCUGCAGUGCCACAUAAGCGUCUCGGGGAUGUUGUGGAGUGUACGGGACGUCCCACACAGGAUUUGCCCGACAUUACGGGCGUCCAGUGUGACAGUACCGUUUCGGCGACAGUCACUGCACCUGGAGGAGAGAUACAGGGUGUGGAGGAGGAGCGUGGCAGCUUUCCACCGGGUCACUUGGACCGACAGGGAGGAGUCGCUCGCUACGUCGAUUCGUCCGAUCAGGUCGCACUCGGAGGGGCGGGGUACGUCGCCUCGGAUGUAAGUGGCCUGCGGGUACCCCAGGCUUUCGACUUUCAGAAGGAAAGAGAAAAAUCUACAGGGCCACACAAAGGUUUUAUUUCGUCAGACUGCAGCCUAAGUGACGGUUCUCCUCUCAGUUUGGGAAGACGCAGACGGAAGUGGAAAAACAAACUGGUGAAAGAAAGUGACCCGGGAUCAGUUCCGGUUCCGUGCAAAAAUCUUGGAAUAAAUGUGAGGGAGAGAGAACUCCUCACAGUCGGCAAUUCUGAAACGCGCGACAGUCCCAGGCGUGCAAAGAGGGGGAGCUCCGCGGGAUCGCCCCUCACGGACUUCAGAAACGCACGCACUGCGGAGGGGCUCGGAGGGUCGCGGGUCCCAGUGUCGGACCCUCUUAUAAGGGCACUGUUCCACCUGCAGAACCGCCACACAGAGCUGCUGCUAAAGCUGGCGGCAGAUGUGGGUGAGGUGGCUCACAAGCAGAGGAGGAUGUUUGACGUCUUCCAGAAACUGCAGAGUGCCUUCUGUGACAGUGGCACCCGGACUGCCGCCGAGGUGCCUGUGGGGAGUGGCGGGGUCCAGAGGAGGCACUGCGACAAGUGCACACAGACGAGCUGUGACGGUGGCGACCGGGUACCGGUGGCUGUGACGGAUGCCUGGACGCAGUCGGGCGGUACGGGAGACACGGAGGGUAGCAGUUACAGGGCAGGUCGUCUGGAAAGUGGGGUCGUGGCUGUGACUGAGACCGAGAGCGGAGGCUCGCACAAAACACGUGAAGGUCUCGGUGGAGCAGUGUGUGCUGUGAGUGAAGGGACAGGACAUCUGGCCGAGAGUGGAACCUGCAUCGGUGAUAGGUUGGAGACAACAGAGGUCAGAGCGAGGGUAGGCUCAGAUGCCACCCGGGGAGGCAAGGACUCUGGCAAGGCAGCAAAUCCUGGUGAUGUGUGGAGGCUUAUAGGAGCCGUGCGGAGCAUCGCUGCCAGGGUUGAGGAGUCUGGAUCAAAAACGAGACAUCCCUCCGGGGAGGCGGGCACCGGCAGUGACGAGGCAGAGCAGGAAUGUGGUGACUGCUCGAGGCAGGUGGAGGUGGCCGGCCUCGUCGCAGCCAUGCGGAGUGCUGUAUUGAGGUAUGAGAACAACGAGUUCAUAAAAGCGCCCAAGUUGGAGGAUGUAGCCGAAGUAUCGGAGAACUCUUCAGACUCGGAAGACGGUGAGGCAUCUGAGGUGGGCGACGAGUCAUUGACAAUUGGCGACCUUAGCCUCGUUCCUCAGAACGUGUCGCUGUCGCCUGACCCGUCGCUCCGGAUUGACCCGGGGGGCUUGGAAAUCUCUUCGGAUGCACUCGCUACUGGGAGCGAUGAUAGUGAGACCGAAGUGUCAGCCCACUCUUCUAAAAUGAAAGAAGGCCAUUCCGAAAACACUGACACGACGGCCGUAUACCUGUACAGAAAUAUUUUUAGCAAAGUGCAGGAGAUAUUGGACCAUAGUAAAACAGCUUCAGAGGGCAGGAGAGACAGUUCUGGGAAGAAACCCUCAACAUCUGAAGCAGAAAAUGGAAGAACGAAGAACAGAUAGCAUUAAUUUCCAUAUGGUGAUGCAUAAGGUGGAUGUAGACAGAGUUAGGUUAUCUGACUUAAAAGGUAAAAUGUUUGAUGGUAUUAAAAAUGUAAAUAAUAG